Molecule: messenger RNA, 234 nt
Organism: Penicillium chermesinum
Lineage: Eukaryota; Fungi; Ascomycota; Eurotiomycetes; Eurotiales; Aspergillaceae
Exons: 1
Coding region: 1-234 (77 amino acids)
Source: RefSeq, a predicted model, not a curated record
AUGAAUGCGUUGCCUACACCUGGCGUCCAACGUCAGGUGAGCUGUGAGAAAGCCUUGCUGUCAGACGAUCUUUUGGACGACUCAUCGUCCGAAAGCUCGGAUGACCAGCAGGGUCGUGGAUUGGAGUUUCGGCCCCGGGAAAUCUUAUUCUACGAGAACAAAGCCUCGAUCUUCCGGGCACGCCGCGGCGCGAUCCGAAGAACUCGUGCCUCCCGUAGCAUUUUGUACGAGUAG